Molecule: messenger RNA, 1604 nt
Organism: Vanessa atalanta (red admiral)
Lineage: Eukaryota; Metazoa; Arthropoda; Insecta; Lepidoptera; Nymphalidae
Product: beta-1,3-glucan-binding protein-like
Exons: 9
Coding region: 1-1491 (496 amino acids)
Biological process (GO): carbohydrate metabolic process
Molecular function (GO): carbohydrate binding; hydrolase activity, hydrolyzing O-glycosyl compounds
Source: RefSeq, a predicted model, not a curated record
AUGACCUCCAAGGUGAUCGCGUUCCUGUUCGUCUUCAUUCUCAGUGUCCACGGCGGAUUCGACGAUUGGCAAUAUGAAACUCCUACAAGAUCAAUACAAGCUUUGAAACCUAAAGGACUACGCGUAUUCCUACCAGGUGACCCGCGAAUUAAAUUGUUUUUAUUUGAGGGAUACAUUCAAAAUGAUACACAAAAUACAACUGUGUUCUUGAACAAAAGGGAUUUUUGGGGUUUUGGGCAGAAACAAAAGAACCGAGAUGGGUGGAUAUUUGAAGAUCACAAUAUUGCUUUGGAAGUUGGUCAAACCAUUGUACAUCGAUCCUUCGUCUCUAUCGGAAACCCAUUUAUCAAAACGAAUGGUACGAACAAAGACGCCUUGCUUCAACUCGCUGGAUAUUAUUCGCCGAUGGGAAUUUUUACUGUUAAAGUAUUAGAAGACCCAGCUACUCCUGGGGCUCAUUGUCCGAAAACCGCCACCAAGGUCAGAGGUGGGUACGCCUGUGCCCAAGAAGUAAUUUUCGAAGAUAAUUUCGACAACUUUCGUGAAGACCUUUGGCAGAUUGAACAGUAUAUACCGUUUAAUCACCCUGAACAUCCGUUUGUGUCUUAUCAAAGGCCGCUGUCUUCAGAUUCAAAUUCCAAUAUUUUCAUUGAAAAUGGUUUUUUGAACAUUGUACCCAAACUUCAGGAGGACAUAUUAAAGCAAAACAACGAGUCUAUACAGACUGGCGCCUUGGAUCUAUUAAGCGGAUGUACCGCAGAUACGUGCGUGAUGAAAGCAACUGGUGUUAACAUUCUACCGCCUAUAGUUAGUGGACGAUUGACGAGUGCCCGGUUUGCUUUUACCUACGGAACUAUUUAUAUUCGUGCCAAACUGCCCAGGGGUGAUUGGAUUUAUCCAGAAGUACUUCUGGAAUCUUCGACGAAAAAAUACGGCAGCCUAAAUUACGCAUCGGGUCUUCUAAAAGUUGUGCUGUCCCGUGGUAAUGUAGACACGAACAGCCGACAUCAUAGUAUCCAAGAAAUUAGUGGAGGUCCGGUAAUAAACGCUAAGUGUCGUGAUUCCUUAGAGUUUUACUAUAAAAAAAUCUCAGAAGGAUAUUGGAGCGAUGACUUUCACGAAUACGCUCUUGAGUGGACACCAGAAAAGAUAUCCUUGUACGUGGACGGUGUUAAUUUUGCCACGUACCUGCCGGGGCCUGCGGGGCUGCGCGCGUGGUUGCCUCAGUCUUGUCGUGGGGAGUGGUACGAAUUGUUCCGAAACGCGUCCGUCAUGGCACCUUUUGAUCAUCACUUUCAGAUAGCUUUAGGUGUCGCUGUUGGAGGCACUAUGGAAUUUCCGGAUGGAGUCAAAUCAGGUGGUAAGCCGAAACCCUGGAAUAAUAGGGGACGAAAGGCCAGCCUUAGUUUUUGGCAAGAUAAAGAAAACUGGUUACCAACUUGGACCCAGCCUGGAUUGGUUGUCGACUAUGUUAAAGUUGUGGCUUUGUAAUCAAUUCUACAACUUUUAUGACUGAAAUAUAAGUAAAUGUUUAUCAAAUAGCUCACAAAUUAAACUUAUUACCUCAUUUUAUGUUAUUUAUAUUUUAAUAAAUAAAAUGAAUU